Messenger RNA from Cherax quadricarinatus, 2286 nucleotides. The record is from RefSeq and is a predicted model, not a curated record. NCBI's taxonomy places the organism in Eukaryota, Metazoa, Arthropoda, Malacostraca, Decapoda, Parastacidae.
AGCCUUCUAAGACGCUCUUCCUCCAAGAAAUCUUCAACCGCCGCUCGUAAGAAAUAGAGAGAGAUUGGGCCCCGUGGGUCGGGCUCUUCAGGAGGAAUUCCGAGAUAACUCCGGCAGCCGGUCGUCGAGUCCUUCACGCAGGUCUUCAAGUCCCUCUCCGUCGUCCAACAGCCCCAUCAGCUCCCCGGUGUCUCCCCGUCGCAGCUGCCCCACUCCGCCCUCUCCUCUGACCCAUAGGAACUCCCACAGCCGCAGCAGUUCACCCCAGCUGACGCCACCUCAGCAGGCGUCAUUGCAGAGAGACGGCUCACGACGCAGUUCUUCGCCUCUGAGGUCGCCAAGACAAGCCACUUCACCCCUCUCUUCUCCUAAACGGGGCACCUCACCCACCAGUCCAAAGCGCGGGACGUCUCCGGUACGAUCGAGUAGCUCUUCUCCUGUUAACUCUCCUAUGUACAGUUCCUCCCCAGCAGACUCUCCAAAGCACUCCUACAGUCCCCCGUUUAUGACCAGACAUACAUACACCUCCCCACCGGGAUCGCCAAAGCGUGGUAGUUCUCCAGUCCCUCCCCAGAGCUACAACUCUUCGCCUUACUCGUCUCCCAAGCGCUCGUUGUCUGCUCCUAACUCUCCCCAACGCUCAGUGAGGAAGGAACUUCUCUCGCCAAGAAGUAUAUUCCGACUAUGGCAAAACUCGUCCAGAAAGAACAACGGAGACAACAAAUCUCUCAGACCUAGCUCGCCUUAUCUAAUGGUGGACAACAACAGAGACGCUCAACACAACGAAAGAGAGAUCAAGAUGGAAGACAAAACACUGAGACAACACGUGAGGCCGGAACAUGAUAUAAGAAUCAUAACGCCAGAAAAUGGGACAGUCAGUGAUCUAUGCACUUCCAAACAGUCGACGGUGCCUCAGCCUCCCUCCAGGGAGCUGUCUUCCUCUCCUCACUUACAGAGGCAAGGGUCACUUCCCACACAGACCACACAAUAUUCCCACCCCUGCCAUCCAAGCAUCUUGGGGUCCUACCUCCAGAUAUACCGACAGUCAUCUCUGCCUGAGGAGGACAUGGAAGAAUCGCUGCACAGUUCAUCAGUAACCACGUCAGACCAGCAGCUGUACCGAUGGAUCACUCGCCAAUCACAGCCUCCUCAGCCAUUAACUUGCCCCUACGAUGAGCUGUUCAAGCAAGCGUCUAUGCAGGAAUCUAGAUACAAGAGCAAACCCAUAGCUCAGAGAACACAUUCACUACCACCAGAAACAAAUGAAAAUAACCAAAAUUUCAUCAAUUCCCUCAAAGGGGUAACAACGAGCCAAAGCAAGGAGUCGACAAAACCGAAGUCAGAGGAAUACUUAGUAAACAAGACCAGCUCGCAGAGUAAUGCAGUCUUCAGACAAGCAUCACUGCCAGAGACUUCUUCCCUUUCAAGAUCUCCACAGAGGCGACCUCCACCACCUGCUGUGCCGGAUGUACUACCUCGACGACCGUCAUUGGGAACUCCGUCCCAGAAGAAACUAUUGCAACAAAAUUCUAUCGACAGAGACCCACAGCAACAAGAGCGUGACACGCCAACACCACCACAACUACAGCGUGACACGCCAACACCACCACAACUACAGCGUGACACGCCAACACCACCACAAUUACAGCGUGACACGCCAACACCACCACAACUACACCGUGACACGCCAACACCACCACAACAACAGACAGGAAAGAAAAUUUCACCACAACGAACGCCGCCGCCCCUACCACCAAAUAAACCAAAAUAUAUACCCAAACCGUCGGAAUCCACUUCUCAGAAAGCUAACAUUCCUCUACAAAGCAUAGGAGACUCAAACACUGAAGGCGAAAAAGAAUCCAAACCUACAUUUUGUGCAGGAGAUUCCACAUCUAAAGAUAGAGCAGCAGUCAAACUUUCUUCAUCUUGUACAAAAGACUCCAAAUCGAAAGGCAAAAUGGCAUUAGAACAUCCUGCAGUUGGUACAGGAGGCUCCAGCGAUGAAAACAAAAGAGCAUCAUGUAUCUCAACAUCUUGCAUCAACAAGUUUCCUUCUGUACCAGAUCAUGAGAUACCAGAACCACCAGCAGAAACCACCGAGCAAGUGCCUCAGAAAACAUAAAUGAUGCUCUAGCUCCUCAUCCAAAGGAAUCCUGUAAUCCAGGAUCGCACUUAAAGAAAGAUGAUAAUCCAGGUCCUCACUUAAAGAAAGAUAAUAAUCCAGGUCCUCACUUAAAGAAAGAUGAUAAUCCAGGGCCUCAUUUAAAGAAAGAUGAUAAUCAGGGC